CACACCAUGAAAAGAAAAUGCAUCUGCGACCUGUGCACCUGUGGGCGUCAUCGCUGUCCACAUCUUCCCACUGCGAUCUAUGAAAAUACUAAUAAACGAUGCUUCAUUACUGAGUACUUGGAUAAAUACGUACCAUAUGAAAACUUCAAGCCCAGAGAAUCCUACAGACCAAGGGAGGAAUAUCAGAGACAUCAAGGGAACAUGCAGAGCUUGACUACAUUCAGAGCAGAUUAUGUUCCACAUGAUAUUCAUGCGAGGCCAGGACGAAUCCUUCAAGAGUUCAAGCAACCGCAGGGGACCAUGGACCUCGAUACUACGUACAAACAGGAUUUUAACUAUCGUUCCAGCUACCCAUCUGCUACUACUCGACCACAAGAACAGAAGUGGAGCUCUAGAGCAAGGAUGGAAACAAUCCCUACGUACAAAGAUCAUUACAAACCAUGGGAAAUUUCUAAACGCGAGACUGCUAAACCAGAGUAUACUUUCAGACCUCCAUCAAUGAAAUUUGGUAACUUAACCACUUUCCAGGAUGAUUAUCAGUACAAGGGCCUAGUUCCACAGCAGAGCUUCAAACCUUCAAAUGCAACCAGGCUAUCAAGCAAGCCCUUUGAAGACCUGACUAACUAUCGUCAGCAUUACAUACCGUACAUCUAUGAGGCACGGAAAAGGCAUGAAAAGGAACCGUACAAGCCUAGUGAGCAAACCUUUGAUGAUCUCACUACCCACAGAAGAGACUUCAAGGGGCAGUCGGGAGAGCUUACAAAGCUGAUUCGUCCUGAGAACACCAAUGUUAAUUCCAAUCAACCAUUUUACGAUCUGACUGAAUUUCGUGACAAAUACAAGGCUUGGACUGUAGAGCCACCAACGCUUCAUAAAUCUGCUGACUACAUGGUUCCUGAAGAUAAGAUGAACCUGACCACAACCAGUCAGGCAAACUUUGUGGGGCACAAUGUCCAGCCUUUUGUGUCGGCUCGUCCUUUGCCCCACCCCAGCAGGCACAGCAUCCCGUUUGAAGGAAUCUCCACCAUGAAAGAAGACUAUAAACCAUGGAACUGCACUCGUGAACCAAUGAUCAAACCACAGGGAGAACUGGAAAAGCCAACUGGCAAAUUUGAAGAUACAACAACCUUCAAAGCCCAUUAUCUUCCUCUCCCAAUUGGCCUCACCCACCGCUUCAAGCCACACAAUUCUUUUGCCUCUAGCUCCGUGCCAUUAGAUAGCGGCACCACAUAUCGCUUCAGUUACACACCAAAGCAAAUAGUCGUGUGUCCUGCUUCAUUCCCAGUACCACCGGGCUAUGAGUAUGAGAAAACUGAUAGGUUGGGUCACAAGUUUUUUCGUCCUCUGUAUGAAGGGGAGGAUGGCCAUCCUAACCCAUUGCAUACCACAAUGGACUGGGUUUCGGAUGCCCAAGGUCCUGAUAAAGCAAUAAUUGAGGGUUCUCCAGAUGAGGCAAUAACUGCAGCUUGA
Molecule: messenger RNA, 1470 nt
Organism: Callorhinchus milii (elephant shark)
Lineage: Eukaryota; Metazoa; Chordata; Chondrichthyes; Chimaeriformes; Callorhinchidae
Product: stabilizer of axonemal microtubules 2
Exons: 4
Coding region: 7-1470 (487 amino acids)
Biological process (GO): microtubule anchoring
Cellular component (GO): sperm flagellum; ciliary basal body; cytoskeleton
Molecular function (GO): microtubule binding
Source: RefSeq, a predicted model, not a curated record